CAGCUUGCAGCUAGCUAGCUACACGGAUUCUGUGUUCGAAAUGAGCGGUGAUGUAGCGGCGUCGCCAGCAGAAGAUCAGGAGCCGUUCCCUAAAAGGCAGAAGCUGUGCAGCGGCGGGAAAGAAGAGGCGGCCACCAGCGGCGCGCGCACGGAGGAAAAGGGGGACACACCUUCAACUAUGCUUGGUGGCCUCGUCUGUAAAUUUUUGAAGGAAGCAGACGUUGGAAUCACUGAAUAUGUCAGCCCACAGCCUGGUUUCUUCGCCAUCCUCAAACAAAGGUAUUCCGAUUUUCUUGUGCGAGAGAUUUCGGCCAGUGGGAAAGUGGUUAAACUUACCUCCCUGUCCCCUCCUCUACCUCCCGUUGCUACGGGUGAUGGAGAGGGGGUGGAGCUAGCUGACGUGUUCUCAUCGGCCGACAUUGACAGGCUGAGGGAGUUAUCCACUGCAAGUGACAACAGUGAAUGUAUUGAGAUCAAGGCAGCUAGAGAGAAGGAGAAGAGGACGGCCAUGCACAGACUUCUGAAGACACAUUUCCCGUCGCUGACCAGCCAGACUGUGGAGGAGGUGGGAGCUGGUGCCUCUGGGGAGGUGGGGGAGGAGGGAGGAGGGGAGAGGGCAAUUCGCGUCUGGCACCGUCGAGGUGAGCUCUGA
This is a messenger RNA of Geodia barretti, 652 nucleotides long. NCBI's taxonomy places the organism in Eukaryota, Metazoa, Porifera, Demospongiae, Tetractinellida, Geodiidae. The record is from the annotation of a GenBank genome assembly.